AUGGUGGGCGAAGAGAAGAUGUCUCUAAGAAAACGGCUGUCAAAGUCCAGGGAGAAUUUGGAGGAAAACCAAGACCAGAGAAGCCCUUCAAAGGAGUCCCUAGAGACACCUAGUAAUGCCAGGGCACAUUGUUGCUGUGCCAGCCUGAGAUGGGCACAAAGGCCACGGUGGCCAGGUUGUAGCCGAUCUUCUUCAGGCAGUUGCUCACUUCCUAGUGAUCUGGAAGCACAUGGCGCUAGAGGUAGGCUCGGCAACAUCGCUGUUGUUGACGGCUGCCAUGAGCUGCAAGCUGCUUCAGGCCCAGCAUUUCUGGAGCGUAAGGCAAAGGCUCCUGUUCAGGAAUUGAAGCCAUUUUUUAUGAAGGAAGUUGGCAUUUUUUUUGUUUUUUUUGUGACCAAUCUCAUUGAAAAAUCAGCAUCAUUAGACAAUGGUGGUUUUUUUUUUUUUUUUUUUUCUGUUCUUGAAGGAGAGAGCAACCACAGAGCUAAAGAUUUGAGAGCACCUCCAGAACAUGGAAUUUUUUUUGUUUUUUUUCAGUCUCUCUUAGAGUGACUGUUUGAGGUGGACCACAUCAGAACAAUAUAUCACAUGUUUUUUUUCUUUUUUUUUCUCUUUAUCCUCAGCACACUUGUUGUAGAUUACAUUGAUGAAGUUUUUUUUGUUUUUUUUUUCAAUCUCUUGUCUUACGCUUUUGGCAAACUUCCCAUUGUUAUGUGGACAUGGUGGACUAUGUUCUUGAGUACACUUGCCGUUCCCUAUUUCCUCUUCCAACGUUUUUUUUUUGUUUUUUUUAAGAGUUCUCAUCCAGUGAUCUAUUCUCUCUUCCAUUGCUUUCUUUUCAUGGUCUUCCAGAUUGGAGUUCUAGGUUCGGGACCAACAUAUAUUGUAUUAGCAUAUUUUUUUUUAUUUUUUUUCCGCUGCAUUGUUAUACUUGAACAGAUUCGUUUCAUAAUGAAGGCCCAUUCAUUUGUCAGAGAGAUUUUUUUUCUUUUUUUUAAUUCAGCUAAGGAGAAAUCAAGUAUAGUGCCUGUUCCCACAGUCAACCAGUACUUGUACUUUUUGUUUGCACCUACCCUUUUUUUUUGUUUUUUUUAUCCCAGGACUCCCACUGUAAGGUGGGGUUAUGUUGCUAUGCAGUUUUUACAGGUUUUUGGUUGCUUUUUUUAUGUGUACUACAUCUUUGAAAGGUUUUUUUUCUUUUUUUUUCGGAAUAUCAAACAGGAGCCCUUCAGCGCUCGUGUUCUGGUCCUUUUUUUUUUUUUUUUUAUCUUCCCAGGUAUUUUGUUUUUUUUCCUCAUGUUUUUUGCCUUUUUGCACUGCUGGCUCAAUGCCUUUGUUUUUUUUUUUUUUUUUGGUGACAGGAUGUUUUAUAAGGAUUGGUGUUUUUUUUCUUUUUUUUCUAACUAUUACAGGACCUGGAAUGUGGUGGUUCAUGACUGGUUGUUUUUUUUUUUUUUUUUGGACUUUCUCUGGUUUUUCUUUUUUUUAUUUUUUUUGGCCGCCAUGUUAGCGGUCUUUGCUGUUUCUGCCAUAGUGCAUGUUUUUUUUCUUUUUUUUUGCUUGAGCUUUUUCUAUCCAGUGCUUUUCGUGCUCUUCAUGUUUUUUUUUUUUUUUUUUAUUUUUUUUGUCAAUGACAGUCGGAAAAGGCCAAUUUGGAAUGUUAUGGUGUGUUUUUUUUUUUUUUUUUGCAAUGGAGUCAUCCUGUGCUUUUAUUCCCAAGAGUGGUAUGCAUUUUUUUUUUUUUUUUUCAAAAACGAUCUCCGAAGUUCAGUCUUCUGGUUACGGUUCCAAACUAGAAUCAGCCCCCCUCCUGCGCCGGCACCGCCGAAGACAGCCCCCAGUGAGGGUUGCCAAAGCUCGGGGUCCUGGGUUUCUAUGACAACACGCAGGCGCUCCGGAAAAGGGCGAGGCGACCAGCUGUCUGGCGGGAAACAUAAUUUACCGGACAGUGUGGCGGCACUGCCAGAUCCCAGUACGCCGCUGAUUGGUUUCUAA
Odobenus rosmarus divergens (Pacific walrus) is the source of this 1995-nucleotide messenger RNA. RefSeq names its product sterol O-acyltransferase 1 (gene SOAT1). The record is from RefSeq and is a predicted model, not a curated record. The transcript has 19 exons. Gene Ontology annotation, molecular function: fatty-acyl-CoA binding; cholesterol binding; cholesterol O-acyltransferase activity. Lineage: Eukaryota; Metazoa; Chordata; Mammalia; Carnivora; Odobenidae. Gene Ontology annotation, cellular component: endoplasmic reticulum membrane. Gene Ontology annotation, biological process: cholesterol metabolic process; cholesterol efflux.